Molecule: messenger RNA, 2576 nt
Organism: Chlorella variabilis
Lineage: Eukaryota; Viridiplantae; Chlorophyta; Trebouxiophyceae; Chlorellales; Chlorellaceae
Exons: 20
Coding region: 1-2148 (715 amino acids)
Biological process (GO): carbohydrate metabolic process
Molecular function (GO): hydrolase activity, hydrolyzing O-glycosyl compounds
Source: RefSeq, a predicted model, not a curated record
AUGCCCGCCCCGCUCUCUGCCGACAGCCUGGAGCAGGAGCCUGGCACCCCGUCGCCCCUGGGCGCCUCCCCCGCCGCUGGCUCCAAGCCGGGCGUCAACUUUGCGCUGUAUGCCCCCAACGCCUCCUCCGUCACCCUCUGCCUGCGCGACUGGGACGACCGACCCGUGAUGGAGGCCUCCCUGCAGCGCACCGGAGACGUGUGGCACGCGUUUGUGGCGGGGCUGCCGCAGUCCAAGGUGCUGUACGGUUACAAGGUGGACGGCCGGGGAGGCUGGGACACGCCCUUCCGCUGGGACAAGAACAAGGCACGCACGCACCCCUGCCGCUGCUGCUGCUGCUGCUGUGCCAUCCUGCUGGACCCUUACGCCAAGCAUGUCAAGGGGCGGGCCGUGUUUGGAAAGCGCGACGACUUCGAGCAGUUCAAGACCAGGGAGGGCAGCGUGUUCCGAGGCACCUUUGACUUUGAGGCGGAGCCGUUUGACUGGGGCGCCGCCUACAAGCGCCCCGACAUCCCGCUCAAGGACCUGGUGAUCGCUGAGUUGCCCGUGCGCCUCUUCACCGCCGCCGAGUCCAGCGGCCUGCCUGCGGGGCAGCGUGGCACGUAUGCGGGUGUGGCGGCCAAGGUGGAGCACUUCAAGGAGAUGGGCAUCAACGCAGGCAAGCAGCCCGGGCUGUGGGAGUUGCUGCUGCCUGUGUUUGAGUACGAUGAGCUGGAGUUCCAGAGGAGGUGGGGCCGCCUGCCAGCCUGCCUGCAUACCGGUGCUGUCCACCUCAACUUCUUCGCCCCCAUGAGCCGCUUCGGGUCGGACGGCGCGGGCCCGCUGGCCGCCGCCCGCGAGUUCAAGGAGAUGGUGCGCGCUCUGCACGCUGCGGGCAUCGAGGUCAUCAUCGACGUCGUGUACAACCACACGGUGGAGGGCGGCGACGAGGACUCGUACCUGCUGAGCUGGCGGGGCAUCGAUGCGGGGGCGUACUACCAGCAGGACCCCGACUCGUACGUCAAGAUGCUCAACUACAGUGGCUGCGGCAACACGGUCAACGCCAACCACCCCGCCACCGCGCAGCAGAUUGUGGACAGCCUGCGGUGGUGGGUGGAGGAGUACCACGUGGAUGGCUUCAGAUUCGACCUGGCACCCUGCCUGUGCCGCGACGCCACCGGCAAGGUGAUGAGCAACCCGCCCUUGGUGCGGGCCAUCACCAAGGACCCGGUGCUGUCCAAGGUGAAGCUGAUUGCCGAGCCCUGGGACAUUGGCGCCUACAUGGUGGGCUCCUUCCCCAACUGGGACAUCUGGGCGGAGUGGAAUGGAAAGUACCGGGACGACGUGCGCCGCUUCCUGAGGGGCGACGCUGGCCUGAAGAGCGAGUUUGCCACGCGGCUGGCGGGCAGCGCGGACCUGUACCACACCCACAACCGCAAGCCCUUCCACUCCGUCAACUUUGUCAUCGCCCACGACGGCUUCACUCUGGCGGACAUGGUGGCUUACAACGACAAGCACAACGACGCCAACGGGGAGCAGAACCGCGACGGCACCAACGACAACUUCAGCUGGAACUGCGGCGUGGAGGGGCCCACAGACAACGGCGCCGUCAAGGCGCUGCGCCAGCGCCAGAUGCGCAACUACCACCUGGCCCUCAUGCUGUCCCAGGGCACACCCAUGCUGCUCAUGGGCGACGAGUACGGGCAGAGCCGGCAGGGCAACAACAACUACUAUGGCCACGACACGCCGCUCACGCACUACCACUGGGACCAGCUGGAGCAGGCCAAGCAGAACGGCUGGUUCCGCUUCUACAGCGAGCUGAUCAAGUUCAGGCGCGACAACCCGCUGCUGGGGCGUGCCGAGUUCCUCACCACGCAGGACGUGACGUGGCACGAGGACCGCUGGGACGACCCCGAGAGCCGCUUCCUGGCCUUCACUCUGCACGACAGGGGCCAGGGCUGCGGCUCGCUGUACGCCGCCUUCAACGCCCACUCCUUUGAGGUGCGAGUCACCCUGCCCUCGCCGCCGCGCGGCAAGAAGUGGUGCCGCGUGGUGGACACAAACCUGGCGCCGCCAAAGGACUACACGCCCGGCGGCAACGCAGGGGUGGACCCGGUGUAUGGGGUCCAGGGCUACUCCCGCAUCCUGCUGAUCCCCCAGGAUGCCUGAAGAUGCAGCUGAACAGCCCGGCGAGGGAAACUUGGGAGCCCCCCCCCCGCGUGCCCAUGCCCGUCGGCGCGAUGUGAUACCCUAUUGAUGAAAACCCUUCCAUCUUGUCCCAAACACCCUGAUAUCAACACGGCCUCCCCAACGUAUUCACGCUCGGGCCUGCCCGGCUGCUGCUGGGCGCCUGAACCCCCUGCCAUUCCGAACCGCGCCUGCGCCGCAAUUCAGUACUCCCCUCUUGGCUCAUUUUCUCUGUUAGGUAUCGCACUUUGCCCUUUCGCUGCUCGCAGUGCUUGCACCAAUCUUUGCGGUGGCCUGGCGCCGUGGGUAUUUCCCUGCCAAUUUGUUUACGGUGUACUUUUUUCGAUGCAGUACCUUGAGGAUGCAGUACCCUGACGGUAUGGCUCCCAGGAUUGUAACCUAGCGAAUGG